Fulvia fulva is the source of this 267-nucleotide messenger RNA. RefSeq lists its product as uncharacterized. NCBI's taxonomy places the organism in Eukaryota, Fungi, Ascomycota, Dothideomycetes, Mycosphaerellales, Mycosphaerellaceae. The transcript is spliced from 3 exons. The record is from RefSeq and is a predicted model, not a curated record. Bases 1 to 267 code for a protein of 88 amino acids.
AUGAUCAGACGCCCUCGCAAUUGGGCAUCAGAGGCCCAGUUAACACACAAUGUGUUGAGAAGUCACGAUCUGAGCAACUUCCCGUCCAACCAGCCAACAACUUACCCGACACCAUCACCCACGCGCGUAAAAGCCACCGCCCAACGAGCCAAGAGCCAGCACCGCAACAUCCAACCUUAUGGCCCACGAGUCAAAGAGCCAGCACCCAAAAAGCCGACACUCAAAGAGCUAACACCCGCAGGUCCAGGAGCCAGCAGCGCAACGUAA